Molecule: messenger RNA, 450 nt
Organism: Lentinula edodes (shiitake mushroom)
Lineage: Eukaryota; Fungi; Basidiomycota; Agaricomycetes; Agaricales; Omphalotaceae
Exons: 4
Coding region: 120-353 (77 amino acids)
Source: RefSeq, a predicted model, not a curated record
UGGGUUGUUGUGGUGGAAAGACUCUCUCAUCGAAGGCUGAAGCAAUGUCGAUUAUUCGUAACAAGCUCAAAGGUACAGCAGUGAAUGUUGGAGAAAAAUAGAUUCAAGAUCUUGGGUGGAUGGGUAUUCAAUACUCCCCAUUCAGGAUGAAAUGUGGGGCUAUGUGGGGUACCCUGCUCGAAUCUUUUCCUGGAAAAAUGCCUGCCAAUAUCGAGAACCGGUUUGUCCGCCUAUGUAAUAGUUACGACGACAUGAUUUCCUAUUUAUCUUUCGGAGCUCCGGGAUUGUUUCCUCCUCCCGCAUUCUGUGCCCGGGUCGACAAAGGACGUGAACUUGAAGAUUUGGCACCCUGAAAUUAUCUUUCGCUCUCCGGGGUUGUCAUUGCAGAUAUGAUCACUGGUCUAUCAUUUGGGUUUAAAUGGAAAAAAGAGAAUAUCUUUUUGGAGCUCU